Molecule: messenger RNA, 213 nt
Organism: Necator americanus (New World hookworm)
Lineage: Eukaryota; Metazoa; Nematoda; Chromadorea; Rhabditida; Ancylostomatidae
Exons: 1
Coding region: 1-213 (70 amino acids)
Source: RefSeq, a predicted model, not a curated record
AUGCCAGCAGUUGCGAACAACACGUCUUCCCUUCCUCCAACUACUAGUCCGCUUUCUUGGGUCCCGCUCCCGUUUCUAGUCAUCUUCUUUUCCAUUGUUUUCAUCUUCGCUUUCGUUAUUCUCGUUCCCCUUUUUCCCUGUCGUUUAUCCGGUCCAUUUUGUGAUUGCCGGUUGUUUUCCUCUUUUUUUACAAACAAAUAUUCACAUAUAUAA